Capronia coronata CBS 617.96 is the source of this 2835-nucleotide messenger RNA. RefSeq lists its product as uncharacterized. Lineage: Eukaryota; Fungi; Ascomycota; Eurotiomycetes; Chaetothyriales; Herpotrichiellaceae. Gene Ontology annotation, cellular component: cytoplasm; cell septum. Bases 1 to 2835 code for a protein of 944 amino acids. Gene Ontology annotation, biological process: establishment of cell polarity; positive regulation of G2/M transition of mitotic cell cycle. The record is from RefSeq and is a predicted model, not a curated record. The transcript has 3 exons.
AUGGUUACUUCCACGCGGAGCAGAGACACGGGCGCGAGCUUCGCAGCCCGGAGGGGGCACCUUCCACAAUUGUCGAUAAGCGACGAAAACCACCAUGUCACCGAAACCAUCGGCUACCUCUACGACGAUGACCCCGAGACCGAGUCCCGAUCUCACCCAACACACUCGCAUCAACAUGUGGAUUCCCAUGCCUCCGUUCCGGUGAAACGCGCGCAGAUGGAGGCGGAAGUAGGGUCUAGAGGAAGUUCGAUAUCGCGGAAGCAAUUGCCAUACCGAGAGGCUUCAACCGUUGAUGCUGUCGCACUAUCCAAUGGGGUCUCGGACGGUUCAUCUUCACAACACAGUUCGUGGGAUCGGAAUCCUACAUCGUCGGCACCAGCUCCUGAGUCUCACGAACGCUCUCCAUCCGAUACCGCCACCUCACAUUUCCCUCUCAAUAAUGUCGACUACGAAUCCAGUCCGGCAGGGUUGGCACAAGAGCUCAGUAAUUUACAAGCGUUGAGAAGGAUGUCAAUGAACGUUGGGGCCACCGAUGAUCCCGACCUACCACAACUCAAUGCGGCUGCGAUGCCGGAUGCCCCUUCGGCCAAUUCGAGCGAAGAUGAUGAGUCGCGGCUUUUCUGGGUGCCAGCUCGUCUCCACCCGGAACUGGCGCCCAAGGAGUUCAAGACAUUUCUCGAAGGAAAGGCGGAGCAAAUCCGGAGAAGAUCUGGCGAACUAUCAGCGUUCACGUCCUCGUCGUCCUCUAAAUCGAGUUCCUUGAGUCCCGAUAGUGGAAGUAGUAGCCUGCGUCGGAAAAAGUCGAUGCUGUCGCGCCAGAUUGACAGUUCGGUGGGAUAUCAAGACGGAGCUGAGCGAUUGGAGAGAAAGAAGUCAGAGUCCAGGAAGGUCGCUCCGCCCGACCCAAACCUGCUAGAGUUGGAAACGUUGGUUGCAAAUACGGCAGGUUUGUCAAAUGUGGCUCUGAACAAGCCGGAAGAGGAUGAAACGGGCGACAUCAUCUUGCCGUCCGUGCCCGGUUCCAGCUUGAAGAGGUCUACCCGGACCACAUACAGGCGAGGUGGUAGUGUCAAAGGGAGAGGACCAGAAAGAGAGACGUAUGCUCAACGGGCGGCCAGAAGGGCGGCGGCUGAGAGUCCCAGCAGCAGCAGACCAGAAUCACCGGAAACGACUCACUCUACGGUGCAUCCUAAUCCCAGCUUUGCGACGGUGGAUGUGUCCAACCAGGCACAAACAUUGAAGGAUCCAACCAGUUUGUCAACAUCGGGAAAGACGGCGGCCCCAAACUUUUCAAGACCUGCCGGCCGCGAAGUCUCUCCCCCACCGACUUCUACAAAAUUCGGUUCAUCUGUUGCGUCUACUGUCGAUUCGGUCUUGGCCAAUGACGAUCUUCCGAGGAGAACAAGUACGGCGAGUAUGCCUGAGAUGCGAAAACCUCUUCCGGUGUCCAAGUCCCCGCCGCCCACGACGACUCCCGUCGAGCGAAAACCUGUACCACAAAUCAUAGAAGUACCUCCGCCAGAGGAGCCGCAAGUGCCCCCUCAACCACCCCGAUCCUCAUCUAUGCAGUCACCAGGUUCUCCGGUUCAACGACCACCUGCCCGACAUCCCGAACGAGUGUCAUCCCGAGAUGACAGAAUAAAAUCAGGGUCUCCGCAAAGGCCACCGAUGCCUACCAAACAAUCCUUGCCGACCAUCGCCCCACGUGCAAUGUCUACGAAUAGCAUGCCACCAUCCUCACAACCCCCACAGAGCCUUGAGCAACCCUCACCACUGCCCGGAAACGACACCAACACCAGUAAUCUGUCAUUUAUCCCGACACUUACAGUCGACAAGCGGGCUGACAGCAAGAAGAAGGACGAUAGCAAGAAGUCUAGUUGGAGUUGGCUAUUGGGCAAAGAGGAUGGAGACAAGGAAAAGGUCGAAAAGCCCAAGGCCAAAAUCUCCAAGCCUCCUCAGCAACACGACAACACCAGACUGGACGUGCUGCAGACCUCCAUUGACGGAGUGGCCAAGGGACGUGAAAGUUUGGUCUUGGACCGGGACAGCGUCAAGCUUGAAGAGGAACGCAAGAAAGAAAGUCACCGGAAGUCGUCGGGGAGUGGCGAGUCCAAGAAGGAGAAGGAAGGAUUGUUUUCGUCCAUCUUUGGCGGAAAGAAAGCCAAAGCGGAAAAGGACAAGGAAAGCAGCUCGAAGAAACAACGUGAUCGUGGACUGUCACCUGAGCCGCCUUAUCGCGAAUUGAGACCGGACAUCGACUAUAACUGGACGCGGUUUUCCAUCUUGGAAGAAAGGGCCAUCUAUCGUAUGGCACAUAUCAAGCUUGCCAAUCCUCGCCGAGCACUAUAUUCGCAAGUGUUGUUGAGCAAUUUCAUGUAUAGUUAUCUCGCCAAGGUCCAGCAAAUGCACCCACAGAUGAACCUGCCCACGAGUGCAAAGCAGCAAAGGCAACAGCAACAAAAGGACCAACAGCCGGAUGAGUUUGUCCAAUACCAGCGGUAUCAACAGUGUCCGAAGCAGCAGCAGCAACAACAGCAGCAACAGCAAUCUCCUGGCAAUGAGCAACCGUACGGUUCUCAGCAGGACAAUAACAGCGAUAUGUCUGGCUACGACGGCGGCGGUCCAAGGCCCGGGUCAAGGGGUAGCAAAUACUCGGGAGAUGGCAAUGGGGCCGUAUACAGCGGAGGAGGAGGAGGAUACAAUAGGUAUCACCGCAACAAUCCCAAUCAACACCAACACCAACACCAACACCAACACCAACAACAGCAGCACCAACAACGGGGACUCUACGGGUCUCAACUGGACGAUGACGAUGAUGACGACGACAUGUGGUAA